This is a messenger RNA of Cavia porcellus (domestic guinea pig), 6459 nucleotides long. It is a transcript of the gene Abcb7, whose product is annotated as ATP binding cassette subfamily B member 7. Lineage: Eukaryota; Metazoa; Chordata; Mammalia; Rodentia; Caviidae. Gene Ontology annotation, biological process: intracellular iron ion homeostasis; transmembrane transport. The record is from RefSeq and is a predicted model, not a curated record. Gene Ontology annotation, molecular function: ATP binding; ATP hydrolysis activity; ABC-type transporter activity. Gene Ontology annotation, cellular component: mitochondrial inner membrane. The transcript has 16 exons. Bases 31 to 2289 code for a protein of 752 amino acids.
CCUUCUCUUGUUUCUUUUUCCUCGCUUAAGAUGGCGCUGCUCGCGAUACGUUCUUGGCGUUGGGCAGCUGCGGCGGCUGCUUUCGAAAAGCGCCGGCACUCUGCAAUUUUGAUCCGGUCUCUGGUCACUGUCCUUGGCUCACAUCCGCAGUGGCAGUCACAUUUGCGCGGCGCCUCAGGAACAGCACGAAACUACCAGAUUCCAGAGUUAUUAAAAAAUGCUACAUGGCAAAAAUGGAGAAAAAACAGUUCGAGACAGUUGUUGGAUGCUACAAAGGCUCUCCAGGCAUGGCCAUUGAUAGAAAAGAGGACAUGUUGGCAUGGUCAUGCAGGAGGAGGACUACACACAGACCCAAAAGAAGGGUUAAAAGAUAUUGAUGCUCGGAAAAUUGUAAAAGCAAUGCUUUCUUAUGUAUGGCCCCAAGAAAGGCCAGAUUUACGAGCUAGAGUUGCCAUUUCCUUGGGAUUUUUGGGUGGCGCAAAGGCCAUGAAUAUCAUCGUUCCUUUCAUGUUUAAAUAUGCUGUAGAUAGCCUCAACCAGAUGUCUGGAAACAUGCUGAACAUGAGUGAUGCACCAAAUACAGUUGCAACCAUGGCAACAGCAGUUCUUAUUGGCUAUGGUGUAUCAAGAGCUGGAGCUGCCUUUUUUAAUGAAGUUCGAAAUGCAGUGUUUGGGAAAGUAGCACAAAAUUCAAUCCGAAGAAUAGCCAAAAAUGUCUUUCUCCAUCUUCACAACCUAGAUCUUGGUUUCCACCUGAGCAGACAGACAGGAGCUUUAUCUAAAGCUAUUGACAGAGGGACAAGAGGUAUCAGUUUUGUCCUGAGUGCUUUGGUGUUUAAUCUUCUCCCUAUCAUGUUCGAAGUGAUGCUUGUCAGUGGUGUUCUGUAUUACAAAUGUGGUGCCCAGUUCGCAUUGGUAACCCUAGGGACACUUGGUGCAUAUACAGCAUUCACAGUUGCAGUCACACGUUGGAGAACUAGAUUUAGAAUAGAAAUGAACAAAGCAGAUAAUGAUGCAGGUAAUGCUGCUAUAGACUCACUGCUGAAUUAUGAAACUGUGAAGUAUUUUAACAAUGAAAAAUAUGAAGCACAAAGAUACGAUGGAUUUUUGAAGACCUAUGAGACUGCUUCAUUGAAAAGUACCUCUACUCUGGCUAUGCUGAACUUUGGCCAAAGUGCUAUUUUCAGUAUUGGUUUAACCACUGUAAUGGUGCUUGCCAGCCACGGAAUUAUGGCAGGUACCCUUACUGUUGGAGACCUAGUUAUGGUGAAUGGACUGCUUUUUCAACUUUCAUUACCACUUAACUUUCUGGGAACUGUGUAUAGAGAAACUAGACAAGCACUCAUUGAUAUGAACACUUUGUUUACUCUACUCAAAGUAGACACCCGAAUUAAAGACAAAGCAAUGGCAUCUCCCAUUCAGAUCACACCACAGACAGCUACGAUAGCCUUUGAUAAUGUGCAUUUUGAAUACAUAGAAGGACAGAAAGUCCUUAGUGGAUUAUCUUUUGAAGUUCCUGCAGGAAAGAAAGUGGCCAUCGUAGGAGGUAGUGGAUCAGGGAAAAGCACAAUAGUGAGGCUGUUGUUUCGCUUCUAUGAGCCUCAAAAAGGUAGUAUUUACCUUGCUGGUCAAAAUAUACAAGAUGUGAGCCUGGAAAGCCUUCGGAGGGCUGUGGGAGUGGUACCUCAGGAUGCUGUUCUCUUCCAUAAUACUAUUUAUUAUAACCUCUUAUAUGGAGACAUCAGUGCUUCACCUGAAGAAGUUUAUGCAGUGGCAAAAUUAGCUGGACUUCAUGAGGCGAUUCUUCGAAUGCCACAUGGAUAUAACACCCAAGUAGGGGAACGAGGACUCAAACUUUCAGGAGGAGAAAAGCAAAGAGUGGCAAUUGCAAGAGCCAUUUUGAAGAAUCCUCCAGUCAUUGUCUAUGAUGAAGCUACUUCCUCAUUAGAUUCAAUUACUGAAGAGGCUAUUCUUGGUGCCAUGAGAGAUAUGGUCAAACACAGAACAUCUAUUUUCAUUGCACAUAGAUUGUCAACAGUGGUUGAUGCAGAUGAAAUUAUUGUCUUGGACCAGGGUAAAGUAGCUGAACGUGGCACCCACUAUGAUUUGCUUGGUAACUCUGGCAGUAUCUAUUCAGAAAUGUGGCAUACACAAAGUAGUCGUAUGCAGAACCAUGAUAACACCAAAUGGGACCCAAAGAAAGAAAGUGUGUCCAAAGAGGAGGAAAGGAAGAAACUACAAGAGGAAAUUAUCAAUAGUGUGAAAGGCUGUGGAAACUGUUCCUGCUAAUAUAUAGGAUUUUUUUUCAUGUUUUGAACUGCACUUCAAGUAUGAUUCUAUAGUGAAGCAAAAUUGUUUAAUUAAAACAAAAUCAUACAUUCCCAUUUUCUAUAACCCUUCUUUUAGAUAAGAUUUAAAGGAGGAUUUCAGUUUAGCAUCUUUCAUUCUGUUUAAUGUGGUUCCUGUAUUUAUAGCCAAAUUAUUUUCUUCUUACUACCCUGCAUAUAUGCUCAAUGCAUAAUUUUUGUGUUCCCAUUUGAAUUUACCUCAUGAAGCCUGACAUCCAUUUCAUAUCCAUAACCAUAUGAAUUAGAUUGGUUUCCAAAUUUCUGUUUUUAAAACCUUUGUGGUGACAAUUUAGAAAGUAUUUGUUUCUUAAAAUUAUAGAAAAAAGACAAUUUAGGUUGUUUCUUUUCUGCCUUCAAUUGAAAUACUUCAUUAAUGUGGAAAUUAGUUAAUAAAUAUAUAUGGUUAGAACUUGUGAGAAGUAGACAUCCAUUUAUACUUUAUAUUAAUACAUACCUAUAACUCAAGUUUUAUAAAUAUUUCCAACUUUGCCAUACAUUUAAAAAAAAAAACAAAUUUUCCUGUUUGGGUGUAAAAUAUUCUUAAUCAUUAACUUACAUAAUAACUUACCUAGGGGUUAUUCUUCCACCAAUUAUGGCAAUGUUUUUGUUUUUAACUGGAAUUUAUUCAUUGUUCUUCAAGCACUUAUAAACCAUAAUGUGAUUUGACAUUUGCUGUACUGACAGUGAUCAAAAAGUUUACAAUGUUAAUGGCUGUUCCUUUUUCCACCUAAAAUGCACUCCUUUUGCCAUCUAAAGUUGUACGAACAAAUACAGGGUGUGUUGUAUACAUGUACAUGCAUGUGUAUGUGAAUCCAUGUUUAUUUAAAAAUUAUUAAAUACCUUUGGUAAAUAGGAAAAAUGUAGAUAUAUAUAUAUAUAUACAUAUAAAACCAAGACUCUUGAUCUAUGUUCACACUUUAAGCCUUAUAUAACAAGGAGCCCAAACAAUAUAAUCAAACUUUACUGUGGAAAAUAUUUUGCUUCUUAGAAAUAAUUACAAAAAUGAUGAUAGAUGUUCGAAAGUUAUUCUCAUCAGGCAUGGUGGUGUGCACCUGUAAUCUCAGUACUUGGGAGGCUGAAGCAGGAGGAUUGUUGCAAGUUUGAGGCUAACCUGGGGUACAUAGUGAGUUCAAGGCCAGCCUAGACUAUACAGAGAGACUUUGUCUCAAAAAAAAAAGUGUUGUUCUAACUUCUCAGGAAGCUGAGGUGGGAUGAUCACUUGAGUCCAAAGGAUAAGGCCAGUCUGGGCAACAUAGCAGGACCUUGUCUCUCAAAAUUAAAAAGGAGAAAAGUUCCUCUUUUCCAGUAUGAAUUUGCCUUAACUUGUUGAAUAGUACUCAUUCAGUUUGAAAAACGUGUCUCACAAGUGGUCAUGUAACUAUAUAUAAUAAAAUUUUAUAUAUCAGGAAAGGUCCUGAUGUAUUUAUUUUAUUGGUUUAUGGUUUCAAUAUGAUAAUUUAGAUUUCAGUAUGUUUUGUUCCAUAUUGUUAACAUGGGUGAAUAAAUCUCUCAAUUUACCUAUCAAGGCAAUUUGGUAGGUAACCUGGACCAUCACUAUCUCAUUGUUAGUCUUUGAUACCAAAGUAAAUAAUGUGAUGUAGGAUCUUAAUUUUAUUUUAUUUAUUUAUUUAUUUUACCAGAGAUUGAACUCAGGACCUCACACUUGCCAAGCAGACACUUGUGCCGCUGAGCUAAACCCCAGGCCCCUUAAUUUUAAAGUUGAAAUUAACAUUGAGAUUCAUAAUGAACUAUUAAAAAAAUCUUUUUUCUUAGACAUUUCUUAUUCUGAAGUAGUAAUACUGGAAAUGUCAUUACAGCCUAGGCACAAAUUUUGUAUAUUUGUUAAUUCUUCUGUACAUUUCCAAUGAUGUUUGUGGAAAAAGUUAGCUUAGUUGCAUAAAUAAGAUUAAAAUAAUCAUUAGUAAUAAUUCCUUUGGAUGUGCAAAAAGCAGCAUUCAGAGCAAGUUAUAUUGUGAGGUAGGGAACAUUUAGUCCAAGAGGAUAAGAAUGUUUUCAGCAUUUCUCCACUAAGAGAUUUGUUUUGUUUUGUUUUGCUUCAUUUUGUUGAAACAGUGUCUCCCUGUGUAAUUCAGGCUAGCCCCAAACUCCUGGAAGUUCUCCUUAUCCUCAUGAGUACUGGGAUUAUAGUUGUGUGCCACCACCCCUAGCUACUAAGAGAUUUUGAAGCUGAUUUAGUUUUGUGUGGUUGCAGGUGAUCCCUACUCCAUUUUGGGCAUUAACCAGUAUUUUCAGCGCAGAGGAAAUUAAAUUACCUGAAAUCACAGUUAAUGUAAGGACUAUAGCUGAGUCGCAAAGACAUUUCUCUUAAAAGUCUUAAAAGUAGUUCUACACAAGGAAAUAAUAGAUUAAUGUAAAUGAAAAGCUUCCUAGGAUGAUUCUUCAAAAGAAAUGCCAAGAAACAGGGUAUGUAAUUAUAAUGAACUGAUUUUUACAUUACAACAUUACAAAGGCAUAAUUUUCUUUCUUAGUAUAGAUUCCUUUAUUUUGAACAUGCAAAGAUUUACUUUCCUCUUAAAAGGAACCCCCGUUUACAAAAACUAACUUGAAACCAAGGUAAUUUGAUAGUUAAAACUGAUCCCAGGUGCCUUACUGAAGUUUCUUAACAUAGAAACAUCUUUGUGAGCAGAAGGACUCAUUUGGAAAUUUUGAAGAGCACAAGUCUGAGUGUCACUUGAGAUUUAAAGAGAGACCUUUAGCAUUUGUACAUGAAUGAGCUCAAGAUAGUCAUUUACUUUUCCUCUACAGGGAUUUGCACUUUCAAAUAUCUUAAGAUAAAUAUUUUGUUUUUCCUCUCAAUGUGGACAAAGCUAAGCUGAGCUUGUGAAAGUGGCUGUUUUAAAAAUGUGUUUUACUUUAAAGGCAAAGUAUUUAAGAUUAUGUGGUUCCUUGUUUCUAAAUCAUUUUGUGUCUUGCUGACUUGCUCCUAUCCUUUCUAUUUGCUGAAUAUGUUAGGGGGUAUAAAAUUUGCAAGUGUAUAUACAUUAUUCUUCCCUUGGAACCUCAUUACAGUAUAUUCUGUUUUGAGUUAGUAGUUAAAAGUAUUUAAAUAUUCUUACAAAUGUAGUUUUCUUGAAUUCUAGAGGUUUAUUGUUCCCAUUUUGAAGUACAUACACUGUAUAGUAAGUCAUAAUACUAAGUUAAAUAAGCUGGAUAAAACUGGUUAAGAUAGAACAGCUCAGUAAAGGAAGUCCUUACCACAGGUUUAUUGUUUAUGGCAAUAUGUCUGAAUGAUAAUUACUCAGUAAACAUUAUGUCAUUGUGACUAGGAAUUGGUGUUCAAUUUGACAGCUCUUUUUGCAAUGCCCAGGGAAAUCUGGUAUUUUAUCAUUUGUGUGUUCUAAAUAAGUACAGCUAAUUAAUUGACACUCUGAGAGUAUGACCUUAUAACUUUAUGAAGAAGGUGAAUUUUUGGCAUUACUUCAGAGAAAAAGUAAUUGUUUGCAAAGCUCAUGUGAGCACAUUGUAGUGAUUUAAUUUAGCAUUAAGCCAUCAUAUUUUAAUGACCAGUUAGUGAAUGAUAAAACAAUUCUAAAGGAAUACUAUGAAUAACUUCAUACUACCAAAUUAGAUAAUUUAAAUGAACAAAUUCAAAAACUGUCAAAACUGACUCCAGAAAAAAUAUACAGUUCAAAUAAAUCUAUAACAAGCAAAGGGAUUAUUUUACUAAUAAAAACUCAUGAAGAAAACUUCAGGCCUAGAUGGCAUCACCCCUGAAUUCCAUCAAACAUUCAAGGAAAGAUUAGUGAGAAAGACAGAGACAGAAACUGUGCAUAAUGUUUUGCUGGCCAGUAUUAUCCUGAUACCACAACCAAAGACAACACAAGAAAACUGCAGGGCAAAUAGAUUUAGAAAUCCUCAACAGAAUAAUGGAAAGUCAGUCCGGAGCAUUUAAAAAGGAUUUUACAGCAUGAGCAAGUAGAAUUUAUCUCAGAAAUGCAUUAAUUUAAAAUUCAGAAAAUCAGUACUAUAGAUUUAACAGAAUAAAUGACAAAAGCCAUGUGAUCAUUUCAAUAAAUUGAGAAAAAUGUUUGGCAAAAUGCAGCAGUUUUGCAUGUUUAAAAAUGCCCAAUAAAGUAGACAUUAAAAAUUU